Molecule: messenger RNA, 7323 nt
Organism: Carassius carassius (crucian carp)
Lineage: Eukaryota; Metazoa; Chordata; Actinopteri; Cypriniformes; Cyprinidae
Gene: kdm6bb
Product: lysine (K)-specific demethylase 6B, b
Exons: 23
Coding region: 546-5678 (1710 amino acids)
Biological process (GO): regulation of gene expression; heart development
Cellular component (GO): MLL3/4 complex
Molecular function (GO): histone H3K27me2/H3K27me3 demethylase activity; chromatin DNA binding; RNA polymerase II cis-regulatory region sequence-specific DNA binding
Source: RefSeq, a predicted model, not a curated record
UCAUCCUUAGUAAAAGUAACGCGGCUGUGAGUAACAACUCCUCUGGUCUCUGCUCAUCAGUUAAUUAAGCUCUGAUGGAGGGUACAUGUUCAUAUGGCGGUGUAACAGGUGGAGGAAGGCUCUAUUGCGCGUUCUUGAAGGAAUUUAAACUGCGCAAUUCUUCCUCACACACAGAGAGAUCGGUUUUCAGCUCAUGUCGCAGCUGUCCAGCAGCUGGGAUUUUUCCUUCACCCCUGCAGUGGGAUGGCAAAUGAUGUCACUAAUGCUGAUGCAUCUGCAGCCAAUAGAAAAGGGCCAUAUGUACCAGUUUGUGAAGAGCUUCUGUCUGAUUGAGCUCAGGGAGAUGAACAGCUUGGAGAGCCAAUCAUCAUGGAGACGAGAGUCAGCGGUCACAUGUGGUUUAUGGAUGUGAGAACUCCAUGUUUGACUGACUCAAGUGUGUAGUUCUGUUACCAUGAAAAGCUCAAAUUGAAAGUGAGGGAAAGUGUAGUGAUCUCUGUUGAGAUCUGCAGUGGAGGGAUUCUCAGACUCAUCAGUGCGGCUGAAUGUAUCACAUAGCAGAGCAGUAUUCUGGACGUAACUCGUGGGACUCCUUCCCCUCUUCUGGGCAGAAUCGAGCACCAUGGUCCCCAGGCGGCAACCGGCACUGGAUCCCUCCAUCCAGGUGCAGUGGAGGGAACUAUCAAUCCCCAUCCCAAAACUAUACAGCAGGAAGAAGCUACCCAAAUAAAGCUUAUAACAACAGCAGACCUCCAGGUUUCAGCAGGGACAGGCCCCACACACACCCCAGAGACAGAGGCAUCGGAAAAGAGCAAAGGGUCCCGAGGGGCUGUGGACCAACACAGAGCCAGCACCAUAAUCCAGUGCGCCCCACCCUAAACUACAACUCAGGGUGUGGAGGACACCUGUCUAGCAACAACAAUCACAGCAGCCAGCCACACAGGUAUGGGGGUCCACAUCAGCAGCAGCGUUCCACUGGGCGUCCCCCACAGACCCAGGGAGACAAAUGGACUCAGUCAACUCAGUCCAGGACAUUCCAAGGGCCCUCUCUCAAACGUCCUGCACCACCUCACAAUACGUCACCACCACACCGGGAUCCAUCCCCUUCACGAGACAAUUGUCUCAGCAAGAGAAGCAGGAGCGUCAGUUCACAUCAGAAUUUCCAUCUGAGAGAGAAAUAUUUCAUCAACCGUCCACCUCCAUCACAUCCACCUCGGCCAUGGAGCCCAGCAUACAAAAGCUCAAUGCCCUGGAGCCUGUCUGAGAAGAGGUCCUCCCCCUCUCGAUUUCAGGAGUCCAGUCAUUCUGUCAUGAGAGAUCACAGACCAUAUUCCAUCCCAUCACCAUCCAACAGUGCCCCAAGCCAGGGCCUCCAUAGCAAGAAACCCACCAAACAGGGGCAACCCAGUCAUCCGGUCCGAGAUCAUCCAGGCCCCCAUCCCAAUGGGGCCAAGGGGGGCUGGGAUUGCCCAUCACCAGCAAACCUCAACAGUGUGCCUUACAGUCAGCAGCACCAGCUCCCUCCACCACAGAGGCACACCGGCCCCCUCAGCAGCCCAGCCAUCUCAGUACCUCAGCCCAGAUUCAACACAGCACAGCCUGGCUGGAAAACACAGAGCCGCUCGGGAAAACAUGGCAGUAGUGAGAUGGGCCGUACCACCUCUGGCCAGGAAUCUCAAGAGUCUGUGGGUGGGGACAGGAAACGGCCAAGUGCAUCUAAACAUAUUAACCGCCAACGGAGUCCCAUCCAGCCGUACAGUGGUGCAGAGGGUAGAGUUAUUGAUUGUUCAGAAUGGAGGAGCCCAGAGACUGGGUUAAAGAAAUACAAUCAGACAGACUCAGAUUCCCCUUCUGAACCCAGCACUCAAACCUCAGACAGAGGUCAGAAGGCACAGAAGUCAGAAAUGAAGAAGAGCAGGCACUCUAAACAUCAGACUGGGUUCAGAUCCACCCACAAGAGCUCCCUCAGCAAGCUGGAGACUGAACUCUUGAAACACAUCCAAGCCAAGAGGAGGCACAAGGAGCGUUCAAGGAGGGAGAAAAAGAAGGAAGGAGAGCUGUUAGACACAAGAGAAUGGAUGGAGAAAACAAUGGAGGACAGGAAAAAGAAGAAAAUAAGGGAUGGAAGAAAGGGGCAUGAGAAGAAGAACAUACACCAAAAUUGCGGACAGUUGGGACAGAUAACAGGAAAAGCAAAGGAGGAGAGGAAAAAGGGAAUGUAUGAAGACAGGAAGAGUGAGAUGCCUUCGAAAUCAGCAUCUCCCAAUUUAGAAACAUUGUAUCCCAGUGAUUCUGAACCUCUCCUGGAUGACCUACUGUUUGAGCCACUUCAACUCAAUCACAGAGAGGAAGAGUUCUCUCGACAUACCUCAGGGUUCAUCCCACCUUCUACGUCUCCUCCUGUCAGUAAUAACCAUUGUUCUCCAUGCCAGUCAACCCUUGAAGCCAAUACUAAAGACUUAGAGGUUGACGACCAAUCAGAAUCUUCUGAGCCCGACCAUGUAGACACUAGCGAUGAUGACAGUGCAGAAGCCAAUGAUGUUGGCAGGUUCAAACUUACUCUUCCCGAUAUGCAGAGGAGUUGUGAAGAAGAAACCAUCAGAAGUAAAGAGGGUGUUUUAGGAUUGCCUAAUGCCCCAGACCUCCUCCCCGCUCACUGCACCUAUAGUGAGGAGCUCCUAAGGUUGGACCCACCAACAAGCCCACCUGUUCUGAGCUGGCAGGGCUCUCCAGUGUCAGACUUAGGUGAUGAUGAUGAGGAAGGGAAAGAGGGAGAUAUGAUUAGAGUACUGAGGAGGCCAGUGCUACAACCUAGUCCAACACACUCAUCUCCACUAAGAGACCCAGUGGAGAUCAACACUGGAGUCGACUAUUGCCACAGUGACCUGGCCAAACUGUACGGCCUUCCUGAGUCCUCUAAAGCAAUGGACAUUGAGGAAGAAGAUGAAGAAAAGAGAGAUGAAGAGCAGAAAUAUAAUAGCCCUAAUGCAUCAAGUAGCUCUGAGCCCAACAAACCACACUUGCACCAAAUGGACACAUUCGAAUCAGCAACCUCAGCGAUGGGCAGCCAUAGAUACACUUACAGGGGCGGACCAUUUGGACGGCCACCCCCUGGUGCAUUAAUUGGAGUGAAAUACUCAUCAUCUCUGUCUUUGGGUCCUGAGAUCCACCCUCCAGACCAGCACAGUCCACCUGCCACAUCUCCAAUCACAGAAAUCCCAGAUCAGGUCACACCACCACUGAUCCAGCCUGCAGAGAAGGACAAAGAGAGUGAAACUGAGGAAGAAAGAAUGGAAACCAAUGCAAAAGAUGAAGAAAUAGAAGAAGAAAGGGAGAAAACUCUUAUGCAGAAGAUGGAUGGACAAAUGGAGAUCAAAGUAGCUGAAUCAGCUAAAGACCCAACCUGCACUUCACUGGAGGAGAAGGAAACUGUAAUAUCUCCCGCCACCCUACAGGAUAAACUAGUACAAAGCUGUGAGCUUCUGCUCAAUCAAAACUCCAGCCCUCUGUCAAAGGCUAUGAGAGUUAGCGGGUCCAUGUCUACUGAGAGAGAAAAGGAACGAGACAGAAGGGCCAGACAGAAAGAUCAAGUGAGGUCUCCAAGAAAAGCUAGUCGGAAGGUAAAAGGAGAAGAUCCUGAAAAGAGUAAUGGAGAAGAGAAUAAAAAGAAAAAAGUGAAGGACGAGACCGAGACAAAGGAUUCAUUUUCUGAAGGUUUAAAUGAGCACUUGGUGGAAAUCAAGUACAAACAGGUUGCCCUAGAAACCCCAAAAAUUGACUUGAAAGAUGGAGAAACAAAAUCUAAAGAAGUCAAGAGAGAAAAAGAGACAGACAUUAAAAAAGAGACCAUGAAAGAUGACACACUAAAGGCUGAUACAUCUGCCACAGCAUCAUCUACAUCUGCCACAACCAACACACAAACCCCGGUUACUGUGACAACCUCCAGCAGACCUCCGCUCCUGGCCCGGGUCAACCUCCUUAAUCUACAGGAGUUGUCUAAAAUUCCCUUGAAAGAACUGAGGAUCUGUUUGGUCAGGGUACAGACUGGAGGUCGGGAGACUUUCAUUGCGUCAGAGAUCGAGCAGAAGACCGUGCCACUCAGUGCCAUCAACAUCCAAAAUAGUGCAGCUGAGGUCAUACAAUCCUGCAAAGGUGCAAACAUCAAGAGCAAGUUUCGAGAGUCAUACCUGCUUCCAGCAUUUUCAGUGAAACCUAACCUGUCCACCGAGACUCCUAUUCCCAGAGAGAAACUGAACCCUCCCACACCGAGCAUUUAUCUAGAGAGUAAAAGAGAUGCCUUUUCUCCGGUGCUGCUGCAAUUCUGCACAGACCCCAAAAAUGCUGUGACUGUCAUCAGAGGACUGGCUGGAUCCCUCCGUCUCAAUCUGGGUCUGUUCUCCACUAAAUCCCUGGUUGAGGCCAACUCAGAGCAUGCAGUGGAAGUGAGGACUCAGGUGCAGCAGCCAGCAGAUGAGAACUGGAAUCAUUCAGGAUCCGCCCAGACCUGGCCCUGCGAAAGCAGCAGAUCUCACACCACCAUCGCUAAAUAUGCACAGUACCAAGCAUCCAGUUUCCAGGAGAGCUUACAGGAAGAAAAAGACAGUGAAGAUGAGGAUGAAGAUGACAACUCAGGAGAAAAAACUGUGAAAAACUCCAUCUCCCAAGGAAACACUGGGACUACCACCACAUCCAGCUCGGAGCAGAAAACCACUGGAAAAAUCAUUAAAUUUGGAACCAACAUUGACUUGUCGGACCCAAAACGGUGGAAGCUGCAGCUGCAGGAGCUGUUGAAGUUGCCUGCGUUCAUGCGUGUGUCCUCCAGCGCGAACAUGCUAAGUCACGUUGGCCAGACUAUACUGGGCAUGAACACAGUCCAGCUUUAUAUGAAGGUCCCUGGCAGCCGCACACCUGGACAUCAGGAGAACAAUAACUUCUGUUCAGUGAACAUCAAUAUUGGGCCUGGAGACUGUGAGUGGUUUGCCGUCCAUGAACACUACUGGAAAGCCAUUAGUGACUUAUGUGAAAAGCACACUGUGGACUAUCUGACAGGCUCCUGGUGGCCGGUUCUGGAGGAUCUGUACCGUUCAAACAUCCCAGUGUACCGCUUCAUUCAGAGACCCGGUGACCUGGUGUGGAUCAACGCUGGCACUGUGCACUGGGUCCAGGCCGUGGGCUGGUGCAACAACAUUGCCUGGAACGUGGGCCCUUUAAAUGCCUAUCAAUACCAGCUGGCUCUUGAACGCUUUGAGUGGAAUGAGAUCAAGAAAGUCAAAUCAAUCGUCCCCAUGAUUCACGUGUCCUGGAACGUCGCCCGCACAAUCAAGAUCACAGACCCAAACACAUUCAAGAUGAUCAAACAUUGUCUCCUCCAGUCCAUCAAACACAUUCAGAUUCUGAGGGACCAGCUGGUGUCUGCAGGGAAGAAGAUCUCCUAUCAGAGCAGGGUGAAGGAUGAGCCAGCGUACUACUGCAACGAGUGCGAUGUGGAGGUGUUUAACCUGCUGUUUGUGACCAGUGAGAACAGCAGUAGGAAGACGUAUGUGGUUCACUGUGAGGACUGCGCUCGGGAGCAGAGCCCCAGUCUGAGCGGGGUGGUGGUGCUGGAGCAGUAUCGCAUCAGUGAGCUCAUGAACACAUACGAUAACUUCACCCUGGCUCCAGUCCCAAGCUGUAGGUGAACCUGAUGUCUGAAUCUACACAGUCAUAACCAAAUCUCCCACCCUCCUGCCACAAAACAGCGGCACAAACCUUACGUUCUCCUUUUUUAUUCUUUUUUCAUUUUUCUUUACCAAAACCACUACUGCAGACUUACAGAACAGCCAACCAAAGCGCUGUUUACUUCACAUUGUUUACAAUACUAUCAGCCGAUGUCUCUCCAGCGCAGUUGUCUUCCCUCAGCCAGCUACUGACGGACGUCUGAUAGUUCUCCCGCUCCUGAUUACAGAAUGACUAGAGUGGUGCUACAUCAUUGGACUUGGCUAUCAGGUCACUCAUCCACAAUGGAUAACUGCUGUGAUUCCUUUUUUAAAAGAAAUUGUCAACUUGCCGAACAUGUGCAUUAAUUCAGGUACUGAUGUAGUUUACGUUUUUUAUGCAAAUGGAAGACAAUUUCACCAGUCCAGUUUGUCUCUGGUUUAUCUGAGUAAGUGGUGCUUUGAUACAAUGUAUAUAACAGCAGGGGACUGAUUUCUCUUGGAGCUGAUGCCCAUUGCGAUGGCAUUACGUUUUUUUCUGUUGUUACGUUCGUGUCAUAUUUACUACAAGUCUGACCUUUGUAAAUUGGUAUUUGCAUAUUUGACUGGGUGCUAUUUUUUUUAAGUCAGGCUUUAAGGUUUUCGGAAAGAAAAAAAAAAAAAACUUUUUUAACAAUCUAGACUAAGACCAUUUGGGCCUUGUAGUAUGCAUUUAGACAAAAGAUGAUUUCCUGGUAUUUGAUGAAAUAAAUAAUGACUUUUUUAGAGCAUUAAACUAUCACGUGAGGUACAGUAUAUGUAACAGUUAUUCCAAAAAAUACGGGUUUAAUCGAAAACGUAUUUGAUUGCAUUUGUCUGGAAAACCUUGUGUGUGUUACGUGAAUCAUUUUUUACAACUAAAAAAAAAAAACAUUAUAAUAAUAAUUCCUGCAAACUUUCUCAGUCUGAUCGACUCCUUUAAUUAGAUUUUCUUAUUUUUGGAAUCAUAACUGAAUUAUUCUUUGUUGGCUUUGUUUUGUAUUUAUUUACUCAUCUUUUCCUUUUGUAUUUAUUGAUCGUUCGUGAUGCUUCUCUUUUCUGAGACAUGCGUAUUUUGUAAAUCUUUCUGUUGUGCUGAUGUGGUGAGGCUUACGGGGGGACGUCUGAUUCAAAAUGGUGCUGAUCCCCCUUCCUCCCGGCUCUUUCUCUGUCUGUAUAAAUGAUCCGUAGCUUUGAAAACAUGAAUUUAAUAAUCUCACAAGUUGGUGCUUAGAACAGAGUCAGUACACUUUAAUGAACUGAAUGUCUUUGUACUGUAUAUUUAACACAUUGUUUGCUUUACAUGAGGUACAGGAUAUUGUGAUUCCAGUCAUCCUAGCUGUUCUGAUUUAUAUCAUAUUUGAUGAAUUGCAGAUUAUUGAGAGUUUUCAGAUUUGCGUUCCAUCGAUACCUCUCAGAGUUUGUUUUCAGGUUCAUUGCCAUUCUUGGUUUGUUUUACUGUAUAAGAAAAAAGAAAAGAUAAAAUGAAAACGAAAAAAGCAAAGGAAAACAUUAAGAACUGAGCCAGACUUGUCUAAAACAUUUUGUGAUUUUUGUGUGUUAUACCUGAUAUAAUUCUAACUAUAAAAAAUAAAACAUUCUGAUAAAUUCC